Molecule: messenger RNA, 1899 nt
Organism: Eupeodes corollae
Lineage: Eukaryota; Metazoa; Arthropoda; Insecta; Diptera; Syrphidae
Product: T-cell activation inhibitor, mitochondrial
Exons: 9
Coding region: 153-1628 (491 amino acids)
Cellular component (GO): mitochondrion
Source: RefSeq, a predicted model, not a curated record
AAUUGACGUUUAGUCGCUUAAGUGUUUCUGUUUAGUCGUUUAAGUAAUUUCGCUUUUGUUUUGUUGGAGAACUACGCAAAAUUUUAAACAAACAGCAAAAAAUAAUAUUUUGAAAAAUAGUCGUCUGUUCUGUGUUUCCCUAAAUUUUAAAUAUGUUUCCUCGAUGCUUUGAUUGUCUAAAGAUGAAGGCCAUCCGCUCGUCUACCUUGUGUCUUCAAACCCCAAUAAUACGCAACAUAAGUACAGCGGAAAUCGCUGCAGCGUUGAGGCCCUUUUAUUUUGCAGUUCAUCCCGAUUUAUUUGGACAACAUCCAGAACAAAGAAAUGUUAAUGAAGAAUCGCUCAAACAUUUAAGUGCUCAUUUUCAGGCCAUCAAACAAAGAAGACUACCCCACAAUGUUCCUAAUGUUUUAAAAUUCUACAUAAGAGAUUCAGAUUCAGAAAAAAGAGAUUCAUUUAAGUUGAUCCAAGUGCGUAUGGAAAGAGCUCUAGAACCUAAAUUAGUGAUAAUAAAUCUUUUAAAAUCUUGUGAUUUGCCUACGGACCACAUUGAAAAUAUUAAUACCGUACAAAAAAGCAGCACACAAAGUGUUGCUGCUGCUUACGGAAGCAGCACAGUUCCAUUUGGGGACAUACAUUAUGGAGCGGAAUUUAGUAAUUUCGAAUUUACAUUUCAUGAGAAAAGUGUAAAUGACCGCAAGGAGCUAAGAUCCUGGUUAAGGGACAACAAAUCCGAUGCACUUUCUCGUAGUAAAGAAUUAGAAGGGCUGAAGGAAGAAGUUACAAAAUUACAAAAAUCCCUUGCGGAACGUUUAAAGCUCAAAGAAGUUCGUUACGACUGCGGAUGGAAUUACGAACACUACCGUGGAUGUCUUAAGACACUAGAACGUUUAGCAAAUAUGCAUGGCAAACAUGUUAAUGUUUUAAAAGGAAGAAUUGUUGUUUUUGCUUCAUUCACUGGAGUCAGUUUAGAAGGACAUGUUAUGCUAUUUACUGGAGAUGUUCUCAAUAACUGGUUGGACUUUAUCAAAAAUAUUUCGACACACGAUAGUUUUCUAAAAAUGAUUCCAAAUUAUGAAACAGCCUUGUCACAAGUUCUGAGAAAUAUGAAAAUCGGAAGAAGAAAAUUUAUGCCAAAACAACAAGCCGUUGACUAUGCUGGACAUCUUACUAAAGUUAUAACAAAUCUCCUGGAUUUUCUGUCAACGAAUCAAUUCCCAAAGGCUUGGCCUCAAGAUAUGUCUCAAUUUGAAAUUGUUAUUGAAUCUGAAUCUGGUCCACUUAUGGUAAGCCCGACGGGACAACUCAUUGCUCCCUCCACAUGCCCUGGCACGAUUCUGGUUGAUUUCAUUACCAAUCAUCUCGAAGAGGCUAAACUCAAAAUGGAGCAGUAUAAUAAGCAUAAGCAUAUUGAAAAAGAACUGCAUGAUCGCUGCAUUAGACUUUUGAAGUUGAGUUCGUUGACGAAAGAUGAUUCCGUAACGCCGGAUAAAAUGAUUCAAACUCUUGAAAAACUAAUAUUGGCAAAUUUGAAAUCUGUAGAAAAAAUUCAUUUGCACAUAACGAAUUAUUACUCAGUUCACACAGAUGGCACGGUUUGCAUACCUUGGGAUUUUGAAUUAGAUUAACGUGGAUUUAGUUCAAUUGUGAUUGUUAAAUAAAUAUACAUACAUUGUUAGAAAGUUAAAUUUAUUAGUUUCGUUUUUGAUUAAUAAAAAUAUGUUUUUGAUGGUUUUCCAUUUAGAAAAAUAAUUUUAACACUGUACCUGUAUUAAAAAUUGUUACUAAUGUAUACAAAAAUAACCAUAUAAACAAGAUCGAAACUAAAUUAUUCUAAUUAAAUAGAAUAAAAUAGUUUUGUAAAUAAAUUAUACCCAAGCAUAAUUUAAAUUAAAGAUA